ACGUCUCCAAGUUUUCCCCACUUCUUUUUAGAGCUAGAUUCUUUGUUUCAUUCAAGUUUAACACACGACUUUGUAGGGACUCUCUGCUGACCAUAAUACCCCAAUUUCAAUUUGAACACAACUUUGACCCUCUUUUCCUUCCUUAUCUGCCGUGCGGUGCAUUUCUGAAAGCAAAAGCUGGCCUAAUUUUACAUCUAAUACUUGAAGAAAUACCAAUCCAUUAUUUGAUCUUUUCUUCUUUCUCUUUUUAGAAGGAUUUUAUUUAUUUUUAAAAAAAAGUGAAAGAAAAAGAAAUCCAGAGUCUCACGACUAGUGGAGGAGCAUUAUUUUAUACCUCAAAUUACUUGAAAAAUCUGCACCAACUCCAAAGUUCUUCAUACAAGUUCCUACUUUAACUACUCCUUAACCCAUCCGCUAAUUUCUUUCUUACUCUAUAUAAAAUAAAAUAUUGCGACGCCAUUCUUUUCAAUUAUAGUCAACUUUCUUGAGUAUAUUUUACACCAGUCAAUCAGUAUUCCUCUUUAAAUUUCUUCUAAAUUCUAUUUAACCAACAAUUAUACCAUGUCAAGUAUGUUGGGUUCACAAGGCUUGGUCUUGGCGACUGCCAUGGCGGUCUCUGCCGGCACCGUGAUUUUACUCGAUCUUUUCAGGGUCAAGUACUUUCCGGCGAUCCAUGUUUCUGAUCGACAAAACUACCCACCUGAUCAAAAGCAGAUUCUCAAGUCUUGUUUAUCUUCAGCUGGGAAGAACAAGGACAGAGCAAGGAAGAAAAAGAAGAGAGUUCAUUUUGCAGCUGGUGUGAAAAGUUCGAGCCGCAGUGGCGAGGAAUAUAGAAGAAAACAAAUGAGGAAAUUUACAGAAACUCGAAUUAAAUCUUGCGGGAAUGAGAUUGUGGGGAUGCCAGGAAAUAGGUUGGCUUUGUACACUGGGAUUCUUAAGGAUCGGGUUCAAAGAAUGGAAUUCUCCUAUUGAUCAAUUUGUAUUUUCGUUUACGUUAAUUCCUCUUCCUCUUCUUGCAAUGCAAAAACAGAGGAAUUAGGGCAAAGAAAUUUUAAAUUAGAUGUAAUUUGUAGAUAAUGGUGUGUUAACAUAUUUCCAGUAAGUGUUUUCUGUACAUGAAAUUAGGAAUUCCUUUGUUAGUAUAUUUUUCUGGAAUCUUCAGUUAAUGGUUAGUAGUUUAUUUUCCUGGAA
Molecule: messenger RNA, 1191 nt
Organism: Solanum dulcamara
Lineage: Eukaryota; Viridiplantae; Streptophyta; Magnoliopsida; Solanales; Solanaceae
Exons: 2
Coding region: 562-972 (136 amino acids)
Source: RefSeq, a predicted model, not a curated record